Molecule: messenger RNA, 1875 nt
Organism: Striga hermonthica
Lineage: Eukaryota; Viridiplantae; Streptophyta; Magnoliopsida; Lamiales; Orobanchaceae
Source: the annotation of a GenBank genome assembly
AUGGCGGAGGUUUCCGGCGAGGGAAGUGUCGGCAUGGCGGCGGAGCUGGCUCCCGGAGAGAGCAGCGGCAAUGCACAGGCAGCGACGCCACUUACUGUGUCUGCUUCGUUCAGGGAAGGAGGCAAGGGUUCGUCGUCGCGGCGGAGGGCGUCUAUACGGCCAAGCCUCGACGCCGAUGAUUUAAUAAACCUGCUCCAUGGUUCGGAUCCGGUGAAGCUGGAGCUCAAUCGACUCGAGAACGAAGUCAGAGAUAAGGAUAGAGAAUUGGGAGAAGCGCAGUCUCAGAUCAAGGCACUGAAGUUGUCUGAGAGACUUCGGGAGAAAGCUGUUGAAGAGCUCACUGAUGAGUUGGCAAAGGUAGAGGAAAAGCUCAAAUUAACAGAGUCUCUUUUAGAAAGCAAGAAUCUUGAAAUUAAGAAAAUUAAUGAUGAAAAGAAGGCCUCCAUGGCGGCUCAAUUUGCAGCAGAAGCAACUCUUCGCAGGGUUCAUGCUGCUCAAAAGGAUGAUGAUAUGCCUCCAAUUGAAGCUAUCCUGGCUCCAUUGGAGGCUGAGCUCAAGCUUGCUCGGCAGGAGAUAGUGAAGCUGCAGGACGAUAACAAAGCAUUAGACAGGCUCACCAAAUCAAAAGAGGCUGCUCUUCUUGAAGCUGAGAGAACUGUACAGGUCGCAUUAGCGAAGGCUUCUAUGGUGGAUGAUCUUCAAAACAAGAACCAAGAGUUAAUGAAGCAGAUUGAAAUUUGCCAGGAAGAAAAUAAGAUACUGGAUAAAAUGCAUAGGCAGAAGGUUGCAGAAGUUGAGAAGCUUACCCAAACGGUGCGUGAGCUUGAAGAGGCUGUACUUGCUGGUGGGGCAGCUGCCAAUGCUGUACGUGACUACCAGCGGAAAGUUCAGGAGAUGAAUGAGGAAAGAAAAACUCUUGAUAGGGAGCUGGCACGUGCGAAAGUAACUGCAAAUAGGGUGGCAACUGUGGUAGCUAAUGAAUGGAAAGAUGCUAAUGACAAAGUAAUGCCCGUCAAACAAUGGUUAGAGGAAAGAAGAUGCUUGCAAGGUGAGAUGCAGCAACUUAGGGACAAGCUUGCCAUUAGUGAGAGAACCGCCAAAUCUGAAGCCCAGUUGAAAGAAAAAUAUCAAGUAAGACUCAGAGUUCUUGAAGAGACUUUGAGAUCACCUAACACAGCAUCUCGAGGCAUGCCAGAUGGAAGGAGCUCAAGCAAUGGUGCUUCUCGCCGGCAGUCGCUUGGUGGAGCCGAAAAUAUUUCCAAAUUGACAUCCAAUGGCUUUCUUCCCAAGAGGUCCCCAUCAUUUCAACUCAGAUCAUCUGGUAGCAGUACAGUGUUGAAACAUGCAAAAGGAACAUCAAAGUCCUUUGAUGGUGGCUCAAGAUCUUCGGACAGGGCUAAAGUUCUCUUAAAUGGAUUAGGACUGAAUUUCAAGCAAAGCCAGUCUUGUGAUGGAACUAAGGAAACUGAGACUCAAAGUAGUAAAUGCAAAGCAACUCCAGAGAAUAAAUCAAUUGAUACACAAGUUCCAGAUACAGAGGAUACUGUGCCAGGGUUGUUAUAUGAUCUGUUGCAAAAGGAAGUGGUCUCUCUAAGGAAAGCUGGCCAUGAAAAGGAUCAGAGUCUUAAGGAUAAGGAUGACGCUAUUGAGAUGUUAGCAAAGAAGGUAGAAACUUUGACUAAAGCGAUGGAAGUUGAAGCCAAAAAAAUGAGAAGAGAGGUGGCUGCUAUGGAGAAGGAGGUGGCCGCCAUGCGCGUGGAGAAAGAACAUGAAAAUAGAGCGAAACGACUUGGGAAUUCGAAGGGUUCUGUCAAUCCACAGAUGCUGCCUGCAAGGAGUCUGUCAAGAAGUGGUUUGACGCGCAGCACACAAUAA